AUGGCGAAAGCAAAGUAUACUCUUGUCCUCAUCCGCCACGGUGAAUCGACGUGGAAUAAGGAGAACAGGUUCACUGGAUGGACCGAUGUGCCCCUGUCCCCUGUUGGCGAGCAAGAAGCUGUGGAAGCAGCCAAGGCUCUCAAGGCGAAAGGCUUCGAGUUUGACGUCGCCUACACCUCUGUGCUUCAGCGUGCCGUGGUCACCUGCUGGACCGUCUUGAAGGGAACGGACAUGUGCCACAUCCCUGUGAAGAGCUCGUGGAGGCUGAACGAGCGUCACUAUGGCGCCCUCCAGGGCCUCAACAAGGCGGAGACCGCAGCCAAGCACGGAGACGAGCAAGUCAAGAUCUGGCGUCGCUCCUAUGAUAUUCCUCCUCCAGCUCUGGAGCAGUCUGAUUCCAGGUGGCCGGGCAAUGACGCCGUCUACAAAAUGGUCCCGAAGGAGGCUCUGCCCCUGACGGAGUGUCUCAAGGACACUGUCGAGAGAGUCCUGCCUUUCUGGUUCGACCACAUCGCCCCGUCCAUCAUGGAAGGCAAGCGGGUCCUUGUUGCUGCUCACGGCAACUCUCUUCGCGGACUGGUUAAGCAUCUGGACAAGAUGAGCGAUGAAGCAGUUCUCGAGCUGAACAUUCCCACGGGAGUUCCACUCGUGUAUGAACUGGAUGAAGACCUGCAGCCGGUCAGACAUUACUACCUCCUGGACGAAGCGGAAUUGAAGGCAAAGAUGGAGGCUGUCGCAAACCAAGGAAAGGCCAAGUAA
Molecule: messenger RNA, 759 nt
Organism: Neospora caninum
Lineage: Eukaryota; Apicomplexa; Conoidasida; Eucoccidiorida; Sarcocystidae
Product: phosphoglycerate mutase, related
Exons: 9
Coding region: 1-759 (252 amino acids)
Biological process (GO): glycolytic process
Molecular function (GO): intramolecular phosphotransferase activity
Source: RefSeq, a predicted model, not a curated record